This is a messenger RNA of Entelurus aequoreus (snake pipefish), 5421 nucleotides long. It is a transcript of the gene gvin1l2, whose product is annotated as interferon-induced very large GTPase 1. NCBI's taxonomy places the organism in Eukaryota, Metazoa, Chordata, Actinopteri, Syngnathiformes, Syngnathidae. The transcript is spliced from 5 exons. The coding region runs from base 399 to 5333 and encodes 1644 amino acids. Gene Ontology annotation, molecular function: GTP binding. The record is from RefSeq and is a predicted model, not a curated record.
CUGCAUUGAACGCAUCAAUCCAAACCAGAAGUGUGAGCUAACAAACAAAGAAGGAUAAUAUAAAGUAACGUAUCUUGAGCUAACAAACAAUGGAGGAUAAUAUGAAGUAACGUAUCUUCUAUGGAUGCAUUUCUAUGUGACUGAAGUUAGACAAAUUUCACCCAAUAGGUCACUGAGGGCAGCGACUGAAGUCUACAACCUCAGCAUCCAGAGUCACAGAGGACAGCGAAAAAAAACCAAGCAAUGCAAUCAAAUGGCGACUGGAGUUUAAUACUUCAGCAUCCAGAGAUAAGGCUCAGCGACAGGGUUUCCACUCCAGUCUGCAUUGUGUCAGUGAUGUGGUGUAGCGCAGAAGAAAAAGUCCAUCAGAAAGGAAGAAAAGAGACUCGUCAUUCGUCAUGUCGAUCAAACUUGCAAAGAGGCUAAGCAGCAAAAGAAAUAAGCUCCUAAAGGACCAUGCCAAGUAUGAUCUUCUCAUCAAGCUUGGCCUGCAGGGUUUCUAUCCUUCUCAACUGGAACCAGCAUCAAUACUGGACCUUAGUACAUGGACCUUGGAGAACCAAGACCCCCAAGAACCAAAGGAUCUGCCACAAUCAUUUCUUCAAAGGCUUUGGCUGCUUUGUCCAAAUGCUCGUUGUCCUUCAUGCAAAGCUCUUUCAAAUUUUAAUGGCACUGCUGAUUGUGGAGGAGUGAGUCCUUGUGCCUCAGUCAGUCAUCUUGAUGUCGUGUCAGCUGUCUUUAUGUGUGCCAGCACUUUCCUCCAGCAGGAGAUGAUUGUGCGCAUGAUGCAAUGCCAGUUUGCUGUGCCCUUGAUACUUCCUCCCAUGGAUGCAGAAGAGGCAAGUAGCUUCCUCCUUUGGCCUUUGAGAGGUGUUGUGAGACAAUGGAGGAUUAAAGAAAGUGUCCAAGACGCAGUUUUAGCAAGCACGUUCAUGCCAAUGAUCACAUGUGUUAGGCUUGGUAGCUGCAGUAUCUCCAAGUCUGAGGUGCUAAACCACGUCAUCGGUGGUGAAACAUUUCUUCACAGAGGAAUGCAAGCGGGAGAACCACCUCGAAGGCUCUCCAACGGUCUUGUGGAAAUCGGAUGGUAUCUUCCCAGUGGCGACCCUAACGGAGACACUUUUCCUGUGCCAGUGAUUUUGUCUAACCUACGAGGAGAUGCAAGCAAGCAUGAAAAAUGCCUCUUCCUCCUCUGCCAGGCAUCUUCAGCUGUUUUUGUUUUCUGUGAAAGUCCAAAGGAAAAAGAGAAGCAACUACUCGCCUCCUGCAAGGACAUUACCACCAAGCUCUUUUUGAUUGACCUCUCACAGACUGAGACCAGUGAGGACAGAAUUGUGGGAUUUCUUGAUCAGGACCUCAAGGAGGAGCUAGGUCUUCCUGAUGGAUCCGUCCUAUCGGGAAGUUCUUUGAAUGCAGAGAACCUUAAAUUAGUACUGUGUGAUGCUAUUAAACAUUCACUACCAGACCUGAGCCUUACAACACUGGAGGCAGUUGCCAAGUUAGCAGCGGAGCAGGGGUUUCAUUGUGAUGAAGAGACAAUCUGCAAAAAGGCAAUGGACAAAGCAGAUGAAGUUUUGAAACAUCUAGAGAUGGGACCUGCCCUUUUUAGGGAGAAAGAGUUGCCUUUGCAGGGAGCUUCGUGGAGCAGGUUGGCUCAAAUUGGCAAAGAGGAAAGUAAAAAAAAACAACAAGCUGAUCCUGUAUUGCAAAAAGAAAAGGAAGACAUCUUGGUGAGUUUGAGUAGCUACGAAAUGACUCAAUCAAUGAAGAUCUUUACAGAAGCGAUUUUAAGCACUGAUAAAGCAGAGAGGACAUAUUUCCUCUGUUGGAUGAGGGUGAAACUUAGACUGUUGCAAAUGCAACAGCAAAUCAAUCUAAAAGAUCUUCUGAUAAAGCAGAAGACAGACGAGAACAGUGACAUUCCUGAACAAACUGAGUUUCAAAAAGGAGCCAAUGAUGCUAGCAAUAAUAGUUUUUACACAGAUUCAACGUUUGAGGAUGAGGAAGUCAAGCCGCGUAUAGAUAUUUAUCUGGAAUUACCCAAUUCAGAGAAAGAAGUAAGCUUGAAGCACAAGUCGCAAACUGAAAAAGACGGCGAAUCAGAGAGUCUGCACUUGUCAAGCGAAAAAGUGUCUGUAGCCACUGAAGAGAUUCUUGACAUCUCUUUAAGCGGCGUGCUCAAAGAAAAUGGAACCUUAGGCAUUCACUGCAAUGACGAGACUUUUUCUACUGAACAGGAAAUGAACCAAAAUGCUUCCAUCAACUGUCUGGAAGUAACGUCUUCAGAACCAAUUCAACCCAUUCCCUUUUUUCUGGGCCUUGAGCACUUUUUGCGCGAAAUGGGCCUCAUUUUUGAACUCACCCACAUUCACAGCCACAAAGUGCCACGAUUUCCAAAUGUUGCUGCUGAUUUGCUCCUCAAUGGGAUACCUUUGGAACUCAUGGAUGGGGACGCCUCAAACGUUCCCAUGCACUGGGUAGGCUGCGUCUUUGCAGAGGUCAAACGGCGUCUUCCCCGAGAGCGCUUUAGGACGCUAACGAGCCUCGGAGUGCAUCAUGCAAGGAAUGCUGAGAUUCUCUCAGCGUUGUUUAGCGUGAAAUUCCCAUGUGAAUUUCCAAGAUCUACAAGAGGGGUGUACAUAGUUGCCCUACGGUUGUCGCCUGAGCUCAAAAAUAAGCUUAACUGUGAUUAUCUAAUGGUAAUUGACGUUGAGGGUCUUUGCUCAAUUUCCCCAGAUCCUGAAAACAACUCUCAGAUCCAUGAUAAUGAGAUGGCGACUGUUGCAACAGGACUCAGUGAUGUCUUGUUACAAAACAUCUACUCACGUACAGUAUCUGAGUUUGAGGCGAGCCUCACUAUUGCAGUUAAUGCUCUGCUACGCAUCAAAGAAGGUGGCUCCAUGCCCAUCUGCAAAGUGUUGGUCCGAGAUGAAGGAAUUCAUACCAUAUUAGAAGGUACGCAGUUAAAACGUGUAUCAGCCAUUCUACAGAAAAGAGAGACUGAUAAUGCAGUAACACACAACGCAAAGACCAAAGGAUCAGUCCGCUAUAUCAAGCCUUGGUACAAUGAGCCUCUCUCAGUUGAUCCACAUCAUAGUGAAGCUCUCUUGACAAUAAAGCGUACCCUCUUUGGGGCCCUGAAGAAGGCUGCAGCUCAGUCACAAACUACCUUACCUGAAUUCAUAAUCCGUCUGAGUUCGGUUUGGGAGGCCGUCAAAGCAGAAUCCUUCUCUGUUAGUCUACAAGAAACAGACGUGGCCUUCGCCUUCUCUAUAUUUUGUACAGAGCUUUCUCAGUGGGAGAAUGAACGAAUGGAACACAUGGAAUGCUGGAUUAAGAACACAACAAAAAGAAUCGCCUGCACUAAGCCAGAUGCUUUGGAUCUUUACAGCCAAAAUGACCUCCUGUGUCAACUAAAGGAUGAAGCCAGAAAGGAGGUCAAAGUCGAAAUAAAUACACACCAGGCAAAAGUGGAAGCCCAUUUGAUGGGAAACAAAAAGCUGAAAGGCUACAUUAAAAUGCUUAAACCAAUCUUCAUGAAUAGCAUAAAUGAGCUUCAAGAACGAUUGACAAAGGCAACCAUACAAAGGCUAGACAGAAUCAAUGAGAACCACAGUUAUUAUUCUCAGCAGAACAAAAUGGACAUUGCAUUGGAAAAUGAACAAAACUCCAAGCUUCAUUCACUGUUAGAGUGCAGUAAAUCCAAAAAACAUCUCUUCGAAGACAAACAACUGGAAGAAGAGUUUGAGGAUGUGUGGAAUAAUGCAAUGUCCACCUUUGACUUCAGGCUUUCAGAAAAAGAAGAUAUUACUAAAAGAGUGAUGAUUAUUCUGAAAGAGAAUCUCAUCCGCCAUGGUCUCCAAAAGCACUUGAAUAAGAUCGUAGGCAUUGGUCAAAAUCAGACGACUUGUUUUAGAGUUGAUGGUCAGUACUUUGGAUACCGCAACAGAAUUAAACACAUGUUUGAAGACAAAAACCAUCCACACAGAGUCAAAGCCCAGGAGCUUGCACUUAACAUCAUCGAGCAAUACAAACAGUUUGUUGCGGAAAAAGCCCGUUUACUGCAACAUUUCUCUGACAGUGCCAUCACUGAGCUGUUAGAAAUUAUUGAUAAAGCUUUGACAGAAACACCACUGGAAACCAGAACAGUUUUUGAGGUGGAUCUGAAAGUCUUCCUGUGCAACGCUGCUUGCAAUGACUUCCAAAAACUACAUGACCGCUAUGACAAGGACGCAGAACUUUUGAUGAGCAUUAACGCAAAAAAAAGCAAGCUGAUGGCUGAAUUCAUCUAUCAGUUCCGAAAGAGAGAUCAUAGUCGGAGGUUGGCUCAUCGAUUCUUGACAGAAGUCAUCAUGCCUACUGUGAUGGACUACAUCUAUAAACCUUUAGGGAUGCAAAUUGUGGAGGAAAUUCAAAGUACUUCUCCAGAGUAUCUAUCCCCGCAGGCUUUCCACAAGUGUUUACUGGAAGAGCUCAUCAAGGAAGACAAGUUUGAAAACUUUAUGGACUACUUGUUCUCCUAUGACACCAUCAGGCAGAGAAGGAUCCAGGAGAAAGUGGCAGCUCACUUGUUGGAGUCAAACAUGAACACGAGGAGGCUUGAACGACUUGGAGAAAUCAUCGGAAAGAUGGCAGCAGCCAUCAGCCAGAUGGCCGAAGGCACCAUCGGAGUGCUCAGCGACACCAAACCACUGCUGGAAAGAGUCUGCCUUAUCCUGGAGGCAGAUGGAGAUGUAUGUGUCCCCUGGGAGUUCCUGAAUGGACCGCUCUACAGCAUCACCACUGAAUGGGAUCCCUUCAUCACAUGUUUAAUGGAGUUACUGGCAGGACUGCGCUUGGAGCUGGCCCAGGACUUCUCCCAAAAUGUGGAGAGCAAACAGUUACUUCAGUGCCUUCCCAUCCAACCAAGUGACUUGCUUUUCAGCAAGGUGAAAGGCUGUGAUGCCCGGUGUCCUAUGUGCAAAACGCCAUGUGAACUGAAAAAAAGCGGACAUCAUGUUCACGAGUCAUCGAUUCACAGGCCCAAAUACCUGUGUCCUUCCACUUAUCUGUUUCAAAGCAGUUCUCUUGAAAGUACAACUCCAGCUGACAAGGACCCACAAGAUGUUGCAGUGGCAUGCUGCAUGCUCAAUGCCCUCCAUCCGGAGUGGAACCUUUCAUCUGAGAAGACACCAAGUCCAUACUGGAGGUAUGUGUUAGUAAGAGUUAACGAAAAGUUUGCAAAGGAAUACAAGCAGCAGCCAGCACGGAUUCCAGAAGAGUGGAAGAUGAUCACACAGAAGGAGGCCUUAGACAGUCUAAGAGAUGACGUCCUUCUCGAUGAACAGCCCUAGAAGCUAGCUUCAUUUUAUGUUUCACGUUUUAUUUAUUGCUCAUAUUGCUUGGUGAUGGGGAAAGUCAUAAUAAAUGGACUUGCUUUCA